AUGAUGAAAAGCUUGCCUGACCUUCCUGUCGAACUUCAAAGUUUGAUCUGCGGUCACUGCACACCCGAGACCCUCGCAUCUCUCUGUCUCACCUCCAAACACUUCCUCACCAUUACUAGACCGGCUCUCUAUCGUCACGUAACUAUCCAUUACAGAGGACGCACCCCCGGCGAACCACCACAAAGUCAAGAAGAAGUCCAAGACACGUAUGUCCUGUCUGAUGCAUCUUACGAACGUUUCCGAGCCACCGUCGUCAACUGUCCCCCUGUAUUCGGCUCACUUGUCAAAUCCCUCGAAUUGGGGAACCAUUUCAUGGACAGAAGGCGCUUUAACUCGAAGGGCUCUAUCUUAGAGAGUCUUGGAUCUUUAUUGAGCGUUCUCCCCAACCUCGCCCGCUUAAAGAUUUGGAUCUUGAGACCCGACGACGAGCUCGACAAAGCAUUGUUCUACGCUAGCCCUUCGCUGCGCGCCUUCUCUGCCAUAAGUUGGGCUCAUAUCACUCCCGACUUUCUCGCGUUUCUCCAGUCCCAUCCCCAGCUGCGCGAGUGGCAUGCCCGGUGGAUCAAUGAUGGAACGAUUAGCCCUGAGGGCAAGGCAUCCGCAACGGUCCCUCAGAUCGUAUUGGAAAGAAUCACUAUGUUCGCAACCAGUCUUCAUCCCCGCCCUCUGAUGCUCCUUGGCCAAAUGAAAAACCUCACACAUCUAUGUCUCAGACAUUAUAGUCCCACAAAUCUCAGGGGUCAGCGACACAUCACAAUCACCGAUGAACUCCAGAGGUCCGAGCUGAAUGCUUUGCGAGGUUGUGGAAGGAACUUGGUCAGCCUCGAUCUUUCAGAUGUACCCAUCUCGUGGGGAUCGCCUAUCCCUUGGACGGUCAAUCAGGUCCUUCCUUUGACACCAGCGCUUCGAUACCUUCGAGUGGGACAGGACUACGUUCGAGAGGACAAGCCGGGGUCCGCUUUGCUUCAAGCUCCCUUCACACGUGAGCCACUGAAACGCGAGUUGUUCACCGCCAAACCAGCCACACUUCCCCAGAACCUGCGUCUCAUGGUCGUGGACCUUCAGAAGAGUAAAAGAGUGAGAUUCGGUCCCGUACGUCGUGAAUACCCGGGGAGCGCGACGCUGUUGCGUACCGGUUUGAAGGACGCGAUGCUUUUGGGAAGCUUGAUGUCUUCGUUGGAGGAGUUUGGCUGUUAUUGCUAUCUGUUGCGAAGGGUAGGAGAGGAGUGGCUGGAUGACCCGGGCGCGCCGAGACGGUCGGAUGAUGAUUGGGGAGCCGGAGGCAUCGGUUUUGACUGA
This is a messenger RNA of Stereum hirsutum FP-91666 SS1, 1299 nucleotides long. RefSeq lists its product as uncharacterized. The record is from RefSeq and is a predicted model, not a curated record. Bases 1 to 1299 code for a protein of 432 amino acids. The transcript has a single exon. Gene Ontology annotation, molecular function: protein binding. Lineage: Eukaryota; Fungi; Basidiomycota; Agaricomycetes; Russulales; Stereaceae.